CCCGCAGUAAGAUGGUUGUUGAGAAGAGCCGGGAGUGAGCGGUGGUUGUCUGGGGAGACUGGGGGUGCUGGAAGGGGAGGCGGCAAUUCUGCAAUGUGUAAGAGUCCGAGGAGAGGGAGAAGAAGAGAGAGCGAGAGCGGCACAGCGGGACAGGGGAAUCAACACGUGUGCAGAGUAGCAAGCUACGAUGACUGACAGGGGCCCCAGCGGAGAUGCUGGCAACCCCAGCGGGAUCAGACCUGCCAUUACGGUUGGCAGGGGCCUGCCGGGCCGCCGGAAUUCAGCCACUGUCACACCUGGCCGCCUGCCUUCCAUCCGCUCGCGAGACCUAACCCUGGGAGGAAUGAGAAAGAAAACAUUCACUCCAAACAUCAUCAGCAGGAAAGUUAAGGAAGAGCCUAAGGAAGACGAUGCAUCACAGAGGAAAGAGAAAAAGGAGCGAGAGAGGGAUCGGCAAAGAGAUGGUCGAGGCCGAGGGAGGGGCAGACCUGAGACCAUUCAGUCCCAUUCCAUCUUCGAGCAGGGUCCUGCUGAAAUGAUGAAGAAAAGAGCUGGUUGGGAUUCCUCCAUGGACAUGAAAGAGUUUGGCACGUCCCCCAUUAUUAACAUUAAGAAGGAAAAGCGGGAAUCAGAGGAGGAAACUAAACAAAUUCUCCGCAUGCUGGAUAGGGAUGACUUUAUCGAUGACCCUGGUCUGAAGAACGAUGCCCGCAACAUGCCAGUGCAGCUUCCGCUGGCCCAGUCGGGGUGGUUGUUCAAGGAGGAGAUGGAGGAAGAGGAGGUGAAGCCCCAGCUGACCACCAAGGAGGACAAGAUGGAGAUAGAUAUCCCUUCCGUGAAAGUAAAGCACGAGCCUGGUGCUGAAGAUGCUGCAAAGGACGAUGCAGAGAAACCGAGCUUGGCAAGGAAGGCUCCGUCUGUGCCAAAGAGCAUUUCUGUUGCUGAGCUACUCCAGGAGCUCAGUUUGUGCAAUGACGACGAGCUGCUGUUCCUUCAGCUCCCUGACACAUUACCUGGCCAGGCUCCCACCCAUGAAGAGAAGCCAGUCAAAGCGGAGGUUCAAAGCGAGGACGGGCAGACCGUGUUACUGAAACAGGAAAAGAAUCAGGAACUUAAACAAGCUGAAAAUACUUGCUCACUGAUGGAUUUAACAGAGGGUCAGAUUGGGAAACUACUGAUCAGGAAGUCAGGGCGAGUGCAGCUUGUUCUGGGGCAAGUCACCUUGGAUGUUACCAUGGGAACAGCCUGUUCAUUUCUCCAGGAGUUGGUUUCUAUUGGAAUUGGAGAGAACAGGACAGGAGAAAUGACGGUGCUGGGACACAUUAAACACAAGUUGGUGUGUUCCCCCGAUUUUGAAACUCUCCUUAAGCAAAGACAGUAGCUGGAAAUUUAAGAUCCAAAUACGGUAAUGAAGAUCUUGCAAAGGAAAGAGGUGCAAAUGGCCUCUCCAGCUGAAGAAUGUCAAAAGGCUUGGCAGGGGAACAAAAAGACAGUUCUCAGAAAAGACAAGAGGAAAAGUUCUUCUUGGAUCAUAAUGUGACAUGAUGAGAAUUAAUCUGGGUUCAUUCUCCUGCAAACAGUGGCUGAUGUCACUGCAGGUGUGACUGUGGAAGUGAUUUCGGGUAGUUACAUCUUUGGUAAUUCAGAGGAAGUGAGCGUCGAAGCUCACCGGGGUUAUAACACCCACGAGGAGUGGAGUUUCUCGGAGUCCAGGCUCUGUGUUUACAUUCGCACUGUAUCACUUUCUUUGUGCUGAUGAUCGCAAGACCUUGCCUUGUUCCUCAGUCAGUGGUUGGGAUGGGAGAUGUCUUAGUGCCCCUAACACAACAGUCAACUCUGAUACUGACUAUUGCUCGGACUGGUAUGUUCCCUUUUCUGCUGAAUGUUUUGCAAAUGUAUGAAUUAUUUAAAUAUGCUUUAAAAUGUUUUAAUAGAAGGUGUAACUUGUUCCCAAGAGCUGAAUAUACUUGAGUAUUCUAACACAGCAAUUCUACUUUUUAUUCAUAGCGAACCAUAGCACGGAAACAGGCUGUUCGGCCCAUCUCCUCCAUGCAUAACUGUUAUGCUGCCUAGUCCCAUGGACCCAUGCCUGGACCAUCGCCCUCCAUACCCCCUCCCAUCCUUGUACACAUUCAUACUUCUCUUAAAUGUUACUAUUGAACCAUCUCUGCUGGCAGCUCAUGCUAAAUUCUCCCUUAGGUUCUCCUUAAAACGUUUCACAUUUCUCCCUUAACCUACGAUCUCUAGCUCUAGUUUCCCCCAACCUCGGUGGGAAAAGCCUGCUUGCAGUUACCCUAUCUACCCCUCAUAAUUUUGUAUACCUCUAUCAAAUCUCCCCUCAUUCUCCUACACUCCAGGGAGUAAAGUGCUAGCCUAUUCAACCUUUCUUUGUAAACUCAUAUCAAGUCCACACAACGUCCUUGUAAAUUUUCUCAGUACUCUUAGCCGGCUGGUGGCAUAGUGGCAUCAGUGCCGGACUUCAGAGCGAAGGCUCCCAAGUUCAAAUCCAGCUGGCUCUCUUGCACACUUUCCAUCCGUAUUGGGUUGAGCGUCGAGCCAGCAACCUGGCCUCAUUAAAACAAGAAAGCUUGCUAAGAAAACGCCAUCACAACGGCGCCCCAAUGACUCCGCUCGGAGUUAAGGGCUUUCUUCUUUUUCUUUCAAUCUUACUGAUAUCUUUCCUUUAGGUAAGUGACCAGAACUCCAGAUAAUUACUCUUGUGAUUAUUUUAAAGAACAUAAUCAUGUUAUAAAAUCCAGGAAUUGCAAUAUUAACAAAAAUCAGUGAAUCUGCAAGAGUUGUAAAUGGUGCUUUAUAUUUUACCAGCAGUCUUACCACUCAUGCCUGUAGAGACAGGAUCAUAACCCACGACACUUCACCUUGCUUUAACACAGCUUAAAGCAUGCUGUCCAAACAGCAGGCAAUGUCAAAUGUGAUGGGAAUCAAAAUCAGGUUUAAUAUCACUGGCAUAUGUCAUGAAAUUUGUUGUUUUGCAGCAGCAUUACAUUAAAUUGCAAUAAGAAAUCUUUUUUAAAAAGUAGUUUAAAGAAGAGCAAAAUAGUGAGGUAGUGUUCAUGUGCAUUCAGAACUCUGGCAGAGGAGGAAAAAGCUGUAUCGAAAUCAUUGAGUGUAUGUCUUCAGGCUCCUGAUGGUAGCAAUGAGGAGAGGGCAUGUCCUGAGUGAUAUUAAUGAUCGAUGGCACCUUCUUGAGACGUGACGGAUCUGACUGAGUUAACAAUCCUCUGCAGCUUUUACCGGUCCUGUGCAGUGGCCCCUCCCUCCAUUCCUGUCCAUGAUGCCUCCAGCCAAAAUGCUCUCCUUCCUGCAUCUGUAGGAACUUGCUAGAGUCUUUGGUGACGUACCAAAUCGACUCAAACUCCAAAUUAAAUGUAGUCACUCCUUGUAAUCUCAUCAAUAUGUUGGGCCCAGGAUAGAUCUUCAGAGAUGUUAACACACAGAAAGCUACUAACCCUUUCCACUGCUGGCCCCUUGGUGAGGACUGCUGUGUGUUCAAGGAGAACGUGCAAACUCCUUACAGACAGUGGUGGAUUGAACCCAGAUCGCUUGCGCUGUAAUAAUGUUACGAUAGCCACCACAUUAUUGUACUGCCUAGAUGUGGGUCCCGUAUCUAAGGAAUGUUGGGCUGGCAUGAGGGAGGGCCAGACUAGGAUUGCAAGAACGAUCCUGAGAAUGAAAAGGUUAUGAGGAUCAUUUGAUAGCUUUGUGCUGUAUUUACAGGAGGUUAAAAAUAUGAAGGGGGAUCUCAUUAAAAUCUACUGAAUAUUGAAAAGCCUAGAUAGGGUGGACAUGGGAGGAUGUUUCCAAUAGUGGGAGAAUCUAGGACCACAGGGCACAGCCUCAGAAUAGAAGGAUAUCCCAAUGGAACAGAGAAAAGGAGGAAUUUCUUUAACCAAGGGUGUUGGAUCUGUGGAAUUCAUUGUCACAGGUGGCUGUGGAGGACAAGUCAUUGAAUGUACUUAAAGUGGAGAUUGAUAGGUUCUUGAUUAGUAAGGGCAUCAAGGGUUACGGGGAGAAGGCAGAAGAAUGGAGUUGAGAGGUAAAAUAAAUCAGCCAUGAUGGAAUGGUGGAGCAGACUUGAUGGGCUGAAUGGCCUAAUUCUGUUCCUAUGUCUAAUGGACUUUCCUUUCCCGAAGUUCAAUAUUCUUUGGUCUUACUGUCAUUGAGCGCAGAGUUGUUGUGACACCACUCAACCAGCCAAUCUAUUGCAUUCCUGUACACUGCCUCCUUGCAAUCUGAGGUUUUGCCAAUAGCAGUUGGCAGAAUGCCAAUUCUGAUGCCAAAGUUUCAAGUGACUCCCCAUUACUCAAGGUAAGCAGUUAUAUGGGUCAAAAAUAAUUGCGGGGGACGUGGAGGGAUUUUCUGUAACAGAAAAAAGGCACUGUGUGGUCUGGGAUUUAAUGGGCAGAAUUCCUAGGCAGUAAAAAAAAUCCUUGAUUCAGCGUCAAGUCUUUGUUUCAAAAGGCACAGUGUGAAAUUACAGAAUGUUACUGUGAAGAUGUACUGAAUCUCAUUGUAGUUAGAGGGUACAUUCUAGUACAUCUUAUUGGUAUCGGGCGUUCCAUGUGCUUCAAGUGGCAGGGUGGAGAUGUGUCUCUACCAAAGGAGAUAUAAGGCAAUCCUUCACACUGCAGGUCGCAGGUCACCCUUGGGCAAGGUGUGCACCUGCUUGACAUACCCCCCCAACCCCGGAUCAGUUCACAUGAAGUCAUGGGAGAAGGUGGUGGUAUGAGCAGCUGUUGCAAAUCACAAGUCCUGGUUAUGUGACCACUGAUGCCAGGCAAUCUCUGAAGAGUAUUGAUAAUGGCUGGGUGCACCUGACUGUUAAAGACACUGCCCAGAAGAAGGCAAUGGCAAAUCACUUCUGUAGAAAAAUUUGCCAAGAACAAUCAUGGUCAUGGAAAGACCGUGAUGGCCCACGUCACAUGGCAUGGCACGAAAUGAUGAUGACCAUGUGCUGGCUCUGUGAAAAGGCUCUCAUGAACACUCCUAGCCAUAGAGAAUUAUAAACUUACAGAACAGAAUAGGUCCCCUGGCUCAGUGUCCAUUUUAACCCCCAAACCACUUUCUAGCCCCAGGACUGUAGCCUUGUUGAUGAUAGCCCUUUAGAUGCACAUGCAGGUUUUUUUUAUUUUGAGAGAUUAGAGAUUAGUUUUAUUUGUCACAUCGAUACAUAACAGUAAAUUGCGUCCAAUCAAAUCACUGAGUACUGUGCUGGGGGGGCAGCCCUCUAGUAUCGCCAUAGUUCUGCCGCCAACACAGCGUGUCCACCAUUGCUAAUCCAAACCCAUACGCCUGUAGAAUGUGGAAGGAAACCAGAGCACCCAGAGGAAACCCAGUGUUCACAGGGAAACCGUACAAACUCCUUGCUGACAGUGGUGGUAAUUGAACCCCAAUUUGGCAUGGUAAAGCCAUUGCACCAAUCUCUACGCUACCAUGGGGAGGGACAUACAAACUGCCACAGACAGCGGGAAUCAAACCCUUGUCAGUGGUCGGUGGUGCUGUGAAGCAUUACACAAACCACUAUGCUACCAUGGGGAGAAUGUACAAACUGCUUACAGACAGCGCCAGGAAUCGAACCCCAAAGUGAUCAAUGGCGCAGUAAAGCACAACACUAACCACCCCGCCACUUAUUUCUGCCUUGAGCAUCUUUUUCAAACAGAAUGUUGGCAUCCCCUGGGCAUAAAACAAUAUCCUCAACUUCCCUCUAAUCUUUCUACCAGUUACUUCAAUUUGUGUCCCUUGAUUACUGACCUUUUUCCAAAGCAACAUGGGUUGUGUGUGUACACUCCAUGGCCUCCUCUACCAUCAAGAUGAGGCCACACGUAGGUCGAUGGAGCAAUACCUUAUCUUCCGCCUAGGUCGCCUCCUACCUGCCGGCAUGAACAUCCAACUCACUGACCUCCGUUGAUACCCCUGCCCCACCUUACCCCAUCCCUAUCUAUUAUUUUAGUCUGGUUCUCUUUCCCUCUCUUCCCCCCCCCCCACUAUAAUCGCCCUACCUUUCUUUCUCUUUUAUUUCCCAGCUCUCUACUUUAUCCCUCCCCCCACUUCUUAUCCUCCCUCGACCAUCCCAUGUUACUUCACUCCUGAUGAGGGGUUUUGGCCCGAAACAUUGUCACUACCUUCUCCCGUAGAUGCUGUCUGGCCUGCUGAGUUCUGCCAGCAUUUUGUGUUUUUAUCCUUAAAGAAUGAAAACUAGUUGAGAAAAUAACCAGAAUUCCCUUUGUUUAUUUGGGACAUUAUGCCAUUUAAUUGGGACAGGAGACUGCUGCUGAACAAUUUUUAACUAGCGUCAGCUGCAUGUGUUUCUGUUCAAUCAGCAAUAAGACAAUUCAGAACCAUUUCGCUCACUGCAGUUUCAAGCAUUCAGGCUUGGAGAUGCCAGAAAUAGCUAGGAGUAAAAAUGAAACCAUUUCACUACUUCAACAAGUUAGGAACUAUGAAGAUUUUGAAGGUAUUGACAAUCAUCUUGAAUGUUACAAUGAAAAUAAAGGAUACAAUGUAAAGCAUUGUAUGAAGGCAAUCAUAUGCACUAGGUGUAUGUUCUGAUUUUGUUCAUUUACAGUCAAUCAAAACAACAUGGCAGCAUUCACUGGAUGAAUUCCUCUGUCAAUGACUAUUAGGAACUAUUACACAGUUUUGUUAUAGUACUGUAGUAGUUUUAGUUCUAAUUCAUUUGGUAUUUCAUUUAAAUACCUAAUUUGUUACUCAGUUAAACUUUACCUUGUCUUUUUUAAAAUUUUUCCAUUAAAAAUUUAAAUCUGGGCCACUUAAUUGGUGCAAAAUGUACUGGUUUUGUCUGAUGUGUCCGACUUAACUGGAAUCCUGUGUGUGUGUAGUGCAGAAAGAG
Molecule: messenger RNA, 6871 nt
Organism: Hypanus sabinus (Atlantic stingray)
Lineage: Eukaryota; Metazoa; Chordata; Chondrichthyes; Myliobatiformes; Dasyatidae
Gene: polr3d
Product: polymerase (RNA) III (DNA directed) polypeptide D
Exons: 9
Coding region: 188-1381 (397 amino acids)
Biological process (GO): transcription by RNA polymerase III
Cellular component (GO): RNA polymerase III complex
Molecular function (GO): DNA binding
Source: RefSeq, a predicted model, not a curated record